Gordionus sp. m RMFG-2023 is the source of this 790-nucleotide messenger RNA. RefSeq lists its product as uncharacterized. The transcript is spliced from 8 exons. The record is from RefSeq and is a predicted model, not a curated record. The coding region runs from base 210 to 737 and encodes 175 amino acids. Lineage: Eukaryota; Metazoa; Nematomorpha; Gordioida; Chordodea; Parachordodidae.
CGACAGGUAAUCAAUAUUCUUUAACAAAAAUCUUUUUUAUAAUAUGAUAAACCAAAUUUCAACAUCAAUUUAUAAUACAACAAAAAGGUAUAGUGAUCCUCAUAUUUUAUAUGAAUUGGAAGGAGUUCAGGUUGAUAUAAUACCUAAACAGAAUGUUAUAUCCUUAAAAAGAUAUCAAGACAUAUUAAAUAUGCCAAUUAGAAAACUAGAUGACAAAUUAUUUGCAUAUAAUUUUGAGACUGAAUCGCAAGUUCAUCUCUCUGGAAAAAUCUGAGAGAUUGUUUUAUAAAAGAGAGGCAAAAGCUAAAAAGACUGAAAAGUGGGUCAGAGGUCACAUCUCAUGGCCAUUCUAUCAGGAUAUGCUAUUCCUGGUAAAAACCUUAACACCUAGAUCACAGAAAUCCUCUUUAGAUAUAGAGGAAUGUACUACUAAAGAUGCAAAUGAUAUAUUUAAUGAAAUAACAGGGGGUAUACAUGAAUGUGAUCUCAUUGAUAGUGAGAAUAUAUCAGAUGAUAUAUUCAUUCCCAAAGAUUCUGCAGCAUUAAAUCUUAGUAAUGAUUCUGAAUCUAUGUCCUGUGUUGGGUCACCUAGUUUUUAUUAUAAAUGUCCUAAGAGAAAGAACAAUGAUAUGGAUGACUAUAGGAAAUUAAUGAAAAUAGAAGCAGAUAAAGCAUUAAUAAUCUUGGAAAUGCUUAAAAAUAAAUCAACAGAACAUGCAAUAUGUUUAAUGUUAUAAGAAAAAUUAGAUGAUUGUACCAAAGAGGAAAAAAAGAAAUAACAAAUAAAAUA